AUGGGUGGCAUAGGUAUUUGGUGUAUGCACUUUAUCGGCAAUCGUGCCAUCGUUCUAGCUGAAGGCCAGUCAGACGUGCAAGUCCUAUACAAUGUCGCAUUCACAGGUACUUCCUUUGUCCUCCCCGUGGUGGUCCUGCUAUUUGCCUUCUACGCCGUGGGCGUCGAGGAGAAGGCAGGCUAUAUUCGCAUCCUCGUCGGAGGCCUGCUCACGGGUAGCUCUGUCUGUGGUAUGCACUACGUUGGUCAACUUGGAAUUUCGAACUACAGGUGCUCAUACCAUGUCGCCAACGUCGUGGGCUCGGCGAUCAUUGCUAUCUUCUCCAGCACUGCCGCCUUGGGCAUCUUCUUCCGAUGGAGAGCAUCUUGGACGGAUAGCUGGUGGAGACGAGGGAUCUGUGCUUGCCUAUUGGCGGGUGCUGUCUCAGGCAUGCAUUGGACUGCAGCUGUGGGAACGGUCUAUCUGGAUCACAACCGCGGGAUCAUCAAGGGAACUCAAUUGUCGAGGAGUCAGGUUGUCAUCAUCUGCACUGUUCUGGCCUGUGUGGCAUGUGUGGUCUUGUCGAUGUGCGCGAUCGUCGCUGGGCGAAAUCGCAGAAAGUCGACGACACGUGCCCAUCAGCUUGUUCUCGCCGGUGCCUACUUUGAUCCCACUGGACGAAUCAUGGUUACAACGCAGGCUUUGCUUCCGACAAAAAAGAUUGUUGAUCAUUAUAUCGGACGGACAUUCAAAGACGACGACCUCACCCGCACCCACCCUACGUUUCUAUGGGCCUUUAGGGCAACUCGGAACUGGCCUGUCGUGAAAGAUCUGGUUCCCUUCAUGCGCAAUCGCCUGAAUUCCGAAGAAAGUGCCAUUGCGAAACACGUGCUAUCCCGAGGAGUGUUUAUGGACAACGACACGGAGUUGAAAACUGACUUUGAUACCCUGUUCAAGCAACUCUUCUGUGUCACGGCCCAAGAGCUCUCAAAUGAUCUUUCUCUGCCUCUCCAGGAACUAGGUACACUCUACGACGAUGUUAUCUCUACUGCUAUCCCCAUCUCUCGGAUUUCUCGAGCCAUGGGCCGCUCGUCCCUCCGCACGGGCAAGGGCCAAAUCAUGUUCACUGUUCGCCAGCUACAGAAACAUGAAGCAGUACGACUGGGAUCACUGGGGUUCCGGUUCGCCACCAUCGAGCAUGUCACAGGCAUGCUUUCCCGACGAAUCCACGUUCCCGAAGCAAACUUGGCCGCCUCCCUGCGCGACAUGCGUGACUACGCAAGCUCAAAUCGUGGCUUUGAUGAGGGGGUACACCUCGUCUCCUUCAUGAUGCGUCCAACAAUCCACGAUCACUUCGAGAUCCUCACCGCAAAGGGCAUCGGUAACCCCCUCCCUUCCGCAACCCUCCCAAUCAAGCAACUUCAAGUCCAUCACCGGGAACUAAUCUCCCACAUGGAAGGCUGGUCUAUGGACUCUUGCAUACGAUACCUCCAGUCAGCCGCCGCAGCACAAUCCUUCCCUAAUCUAGCCGACUUCCGCGCCCACCUCACCAGUUCCAUCAGGUCCCUCUCAAACACCAUCCCCGAAGACCUGCGCGCAGCAGCGCAACUCUCCUCCCGCCCAUUAAUAGCUCCCUGCCGCAGUAGACCCUCCAACCCAGAAACCACCCUACAAAACACCUGCACCCUCCUAGCCUUUUGCGUCGUUGGCACGCUCGACACCCAAAUCUCCAACGAAGACUACACCUUCACACCCUUCCGCCUCUUCCGUGUCCAGCAACAAGUAAACGAAGCCCUCACAGACCGCGAUGACUUCGCCCGCGAACUGGGCCAAGAACUCUUCUGCACCGACGUGCGCUCGGGCUCGACCGCUCACGAGAAUGAUCUUGCUUCCACGGCUAAGAUGGCCAUCCUCCGUCUGUGGCCAUCACGCAAGAGCUCGCCGACUUUGAACUCGGGCUCCGGCUCACGACACUCACAGGAGUCGAUUGUAGAUCAUACCGCGACCGCAUUGCGGGAUAUCACUGUUCGAAAGGAGGUUCGGGUUGAUUUUACUCACCUUCUUGAGAAGUCGAACCAGAACAUCCUCGGUGUCCGGGACGCGAAGCCGGUCAUUGUCGGAGGGGCUGAGACUACACCAACGACUUAUGUCGAUGAGUUGUAUAGUCUUUGCUAUGCGCCAGGUAUUCGGAUGAGGCCUGAUGCGUCGUUGCAGAAUGUCUCACGUGGAUCGACUGCAUGUUGA
Molecule: messenger RNA, 2223 nt
Organism: Penicillium digitatum Pd1
Lineage: Eukaryota; Fungi; Ascomycota; Eurotiomycetes; Eurotiales; Aspergillaceae
Source: RefSeq, a predicted model, not a curated record